This is a messenger RNA of Aspergillus calidoustus, 1026 nucleotides long. NCBI's taxonomy places the organism in Eukaryota, Fungi, Ascomycota, Eurotiomycetes, Eurotiales, Aspergillaceae. The record is from the annotation of a GenBank genome assembly.
AUGCGACUCCUCAUCCGCCAAGACGAUGAGCAGGUCUGUCGGGUUGCUUCAGAGUACAUUGCUCAUCGAAUACGCCAAUUCAGCCCAACCCCCGGUAAACCGUUUGUCCUAGGUCUGCCAACCGGCAGCACUCCGCUUCUCGUGUACAGAAACCUUGUACACAUGCACAAGCAAGGGAUUCUGUCCUUUCAAAAUGUCGUCACAUUCAACAUGGAUGAGUACGUUGGCCUGCCGCCUCACCACGAGCAAAGCUAUCACCGCUUCAUGUUUGACAACUUUUUCAACCAUAUCGACAUCAGACCGGAGAAUAUUCACAUUCCCAACGGAAAUGCCCCGGAUCUGGAUGCCGAGUGCAGAGCCUAUGAACAAGCCAUAAUCCAGGCUGGAGGGAUAGAGCUUUUUCUAGGUGGUAUGGGAUCGGAUGGCCACAUGGCGUUCAAUGAGCCGGGUUCCAGCCUCCAGUCUAGGACGAGGAUAAAGGCGCUCACCACGGAAACCAUCAAUGCCAAUGCUCGUUUCUUCGAUGGAGACGCGGGCAAGGUGCCUCGCUCAGCACUAACCGUCGGGGUCCAGACAGUCAUGGAUGCUCGAGAAGUGUUGAUUCUCGUGACUGGCGCACACAAAUCCCUGGCCUUGAUGAAAUGUGUCGAAGAGGGCGUCAAUCACAUGUGGACGCUGUCUUGCCUGCAGCUCCAUCGGUACGCUACCCUUAUUGUCGAUGAGGAAGCUACGCUGGACUUGAAAGUCAAAACUGUCAAAUACUUCAAGUCAAUUGACUCUGACAUGGUUCCAAAUGCCGCGAGCAAAUCGAAAUCUAGCCCCGAAGAAGACAAGGAAGCCGAUCGAGUCAUUCUCAUUCCUACGUCAGGAGCUGAUGUACUUCCAGUGACGCCCGAGUUGGUGCCAGCCACACAGGACACCUUCCUGGGAGCUUCCAAGCUUGGCUUUACCUCUCCAGAGGCCCAGCAGAGGGCCAGAACCCCGGAUUCAAUACUGGACAGCAUGGGGUCGAGAAUCAUUUACUGA